Messenger RNA from Corythoichthys intestinalis (scribbled pipefish), 1875 nucleotides. RefSeq names its product histone H2A.V. Gene Ontology annotation, molecular function: protein heterodimerization activity; structural constituent of chromatin; DNA binding. Gene Ontology annotation, cellular component: chromatin; nucleosome. Gene Ontology annotation, biological process: heterochromatin formation. The transcript is spliced from 5 exons. NCBI's taxonomy places the organism in Eukaryota, Metazoa, Chordata, Actinopteri, Syngnathiformes, Syngnathidae. Bases 836 to 1222 code for a protein of 128 amino acids. The record is from RefSeq and is a predicted model, not a curated record.
AUAGCUGUGCGCUAAACCUGCACAUUUGAAAAGGCUUCGUAUCCACACGUGAUAUACACAAUUAUCAAGUCCUAUAAUGUGUAUUUUGUACAUUUUUCAGAAAAUUGUGCCCCAGUCUAAAUCCUGCCUACUUGAAAGAAAUAACUGGAUACUGAAUCCAGAUUGGUCGUCACUUUUGCCAAUCCUAACGAAGCUUCCAUCUCGUAAUGCCUAUUCGCUGAGUACCUUGUCCGUCAAGUGCAACGUCAUCGACCCUUUUUGAGCCGCUUUGCGUUUAUUUUAUUUACCGUCGAAAACGACCACGUGCUCAAGUCGCACUGUUUCUUUUUAACACUGAUGUACAGUUUUAGCUGUCAAGUUUUUUUUAAAUGGACAACUAAAAUAUUGUAUUUUAGGACAAAGGAAGGCCUUCCGGGCCAAGUCCCGUCUACUCUAGGUACUGAAUACUGAUUGGGCUCCACUAUUGCCAAUCUACCUCAUAUUAGUUUAUUUGUACUUCCAUUGGCUAAUUCUGUUGACUGUCGAAGUGAUUGUGAACGCCCAUUGGAAGUACACUCACGUUCCAAGAACCGCCUACCUGACGUGUGCAAAAGACAGGCGGGAGUACAGUCGGUUGGGGGGAUGGGAGAACACUGUGCAAACUGCGCGCUGAUUGGUCAAAUAGAAGACUUGGAGGAACAACGCGCAAUCUGGUUGGACGCCUAGGCUCCCAAUACGACUUUCCUCACAAAAAAAAAUACUUGUGAAAAGGGGUCGUUAUUGUUUCUUAACCCUGGGAAUUUAUCUGAAAUAAUCGCAACCAUCUCGGUGCGUCAAUCAAAUCAAGCAGUGGAAAAUGGCUGGUGGCAAGGCAGGAAAAGACAGCGGUAAAGCCAAGGCCAAAGCGGUGUCCCGUUCACAGAGGGCCGGUUUGCAGUUCCCAGUCGGACGUAUCCACCGACACUUGAAGACCCGCACCACCAGCCACGGUCGCGUCGGAGCCACCGCCGCCGUGUACAGCGCCGCCAUUUUAGAAUACCUCACAGCUGAAGUCUUGGAGUUGGCGGGCAACGCGUCCAAAGACUUGAAGGUGAAGCGCAUCACUCCUCGCCACCUGCAGCUCGCCAUCCGCGGAGAUGAGGAGUUGGACUCGCUCAUCAAGGCCACCAUUGCCGGCGGAGGCGUCAUCCCCCACAUCCACAAAUCCCUCAUCGGAAAGAAGGGCCAGCAGAAGACCGUGUAGAAGAGCGUUUACCGGACUGCCAUCCUCAGACCAGAGAUUUGUUUUUUUACUAUUGUUAUGAUGUCGUCGAUGAUAGCAAACCAAGAGUGAUUGUUUUGUGUUUGUGUUGUUCUUUCUACUUACCCACCUAACUAGAAUCACUUAACAACUAAAAAUGUUUUGUACGCUUGAGCGAGGGGAGUUGUGGAUGUCAAAAUGGAGACGUUGAAUAUAUUUGAUUGGCCUGCUCUGUUUUAUACUGAAAUUGUUCAAAAGUAUUUUUUUUUAUAUGAUGCCAAUUUGUUUUGUGGUCAUUUCCUGUAACGGCCAAAAUGUGCAGCGGUGCUUUGGUACUGCACAAAAAGUAUUUGUUUUUUAGGUCGCUGAAGUGAAAAGAAAUCACGUUUGCUUACAUGUAUUUUAAACUUGAACAAUGUGAUCACAUGCCCCCACCCCUAUGUGACAUACGUGACACACAUAUAUGUAUUUUACACAUUCAAAGUUGCUAUUUUUACUUAACCUCAGCAGGGCUUUGACACUCAAAUGUACUGUCUGUGCAUACGCGCAACUUGAAUCAAAUGCCAUGACAUUCUUGUAAUGAACGAGUUAACUUUUUUAUUAAGCUGUGUUGUCUUUUUUUGUCUGAAUAAAGCACCCUUUGUAUGCAAUCUGGA